UGGAAAUUCUUGGUAACAGUUUUAAACCCGUAAUUGUUAUGAUGAAGCUUAGUGGAGUUUUGCCUAUUGAAAAGUGGCCUCGUCUGCAGCAAGUCCUUUUUAUGAUAACAUUUGGACUUAUGUUAUCCUUCAACAAGGAUUGCAUAGUUGGGAACUUAAAUCAGGGUGAAAUGAGAAGCGUGCUUAUAACCUUCUCCGUAACUGGCACUGUACUGUUAUCGACCUUCAGAUACUUGGUUGUGCGCAUCAGAAUUGGAAAGAUUCUGAAAUUGUUUAAGGAUCUUGACGCUAUAUCCUUUGACAAAGAGCAGGAAGUGGAACACAACUUUUUGCAAAUUGUGAAAAAAGUGAAAUUUCUGGUGAAAGUAUCGACCGUGCUUUUCGGUUCUGGAAUGGGAUCGUUUGUGCUUCAUGCCGUACUCAUUGGUCGCAGGAUACUGCCAUUGGAUGUUUUCUUUCAGGUCGACUAUUCAAAGGAUUUUGGUAGAUGGAUAUUUUUGUAUAUUUGGCAGACAUUGGACUUUUACGCUAUGUGGUUGGCGAGCAGCAUUUCCGAGAUCAUACCAGCGACAAUUUUGAUUAUUCUCUGUGGACAUCUCAGGAGCCUGGGCUAUCAGUUGACCAAUCUGCCAACUUGCCCGGUGGGAGCAUUUAAUAAUGCAUUGAAACUCUGGUUCAUAGAAUAUCAGAAAAUUAAAAGGGCAUGCUCGGAUUUCGAGGACAUUUUUUCAUCACAGUAUUUCUUCGAAGCGCUCCUCUUAUGUACUAAUAUCUGCGGGGCAAUACUUGCUUUGAUUCUGGUUACGGAUUGGGCAACAUGUUUUUUCUAUUUUACGAUGGUUACAGUCCUGAGCUUUGAACUCUUUUGUCCUUCUUUGCUGGGUAACUUGAUACAGACAAGGACUGAAGAUCUUCAGUUUCGCUUGUACUCAGCUAACUGGGAGGAAAUAAAAGGCACUGAGUCCAUGAAAGCAUUUCUGAUAUUCAACGAAGCUCUGAAGCGUCCUUUGUCCAUCAGGUUUGGCAAGAUAUAUGUCGUGAAUCUAGAUGCAUUCAAAACGAUUCUCAAGUCAGCUUACUCUUUGCUCACAAUUGCGUAUCACUUCAUAUCCAAUGAAUAAUGGAUUCAGUUGUCUUCAGCUGACUUCUUAGUAGACCAGCUGACUUUGUCUUAACGGAUUUCCUCAAAAAAAAACAUUUGAGGCUUUGAAACCACGUAUUUGUAAAUGCCGCUUUUACGCUGUCCGCUUCUCUUGACUUAUCGAUUUUAUCACACCUUUUACGCAUGUGGUAAGGACAUUGUAUUGAAUAUUCAUCGAAAAUUUGCACGGAGUCAUGGCAGUUUUAUACAUGUCAUUGAUAUAUGAAAAUUAG
Molecule: messenger RNA, 1374 nt
Organism: Hermetia illucens (black soldier fly)
Lineage: Eukaryota; Metazoa; Arthropoda; Insecta; Diptera; Stratiomyidae
Exons: 4
Coding region: 39-1121 (360 amino acids)
Biological process (GO): detection of chemical stimulus involved in sensory perception of smell; sensory perception of smell
Cellular component (GO): plasma membrane
Molecular function (GO): olfactory receptor activity; odorant binding
Source: RefSeq, a predicted model, not a curated record